GCGCUGGGUUGCCGCCGCUGCUGCCGCCAUCGUGCCAGCCCCUCGGGUCUCAACGAGGCCGGGUGACACUCCAGAAUGGGAGACAAGCCAAUUUGGGAGCAGAUUGGAUCCAGCUUCAUUCAACAUUACUACCAGUUAUUUGAUAACGACAGAACCCAACUAGGCGCAAUUUAUAUUGAUGCGUCAUGCCUUACGUGGGAAGGACAGCAAUUCCAGGGGAAAGCUGCCAUUGUGGAGAAAUUGUCUAGCCUUCCGUUCCAGAAAAUCCAGCAUAGCAUCACGGCGCAGGACCAUCAGCCCACGCCAGAUAGCUGCAUCAUCAGCAUGGUUGUGGGCCAGCUCAAGGCCGAUGAAGACCCCAUCAUGGGGUUCCACCAGAUGUUCCUAUUAAAGAACAUCAAUGAUGCUUGGGUUUGCACCAAUGACAUGUUCAGGCUUGCCCUGCACAACUUCGGCUGACCUCCUCCCAGCCAGGCACUCAUGCUGUUUCCUCCUCCCUCCUCUUCCCGAUAUUAUUCAUGCUCCUCCAGAUGCUCCAAAUAUCAUACACAAAUGAGCAGGGCCGCGGUGGGAGUGGGCGCGGUGCGCUACUGCUGCCGAGGUAUUGUGCAUGAUGUUUGGACGCUAGACUAGUUGCAUCUGACGGGAGAAGUUUGUGUUGUACCAGCGCAUGCCUUGGAAAGACUUAAGUAAUGCGAAAGGUUGUAUUUUUUUUUUUUAAUCUACUGACAAGUUGCUCUAGUAACCCAAAGAAGUGAAGGAGAAAGCAGCUGCCUCACCACCG
Mesoplodon densirostris (Blainville's beaked whale) is the source of this 784-nucleotide messenger RNA. Its product is annotated as nuclear transport factor 2. Gene Ontology annotation, cellular component: nuclear pore central transport channel. The transcript has a single exon. Gene Ontology annotation, biological process: protein import into nucleus. The record is from RefSeq and is a predicted model, not a curated record. Lineage: Eukaryota; Metazoa; Chordata; Mammalia; Artiodactyla; Ziphiidae. Bases 76 to 459 code for a protein of 127 amino acids.